Messenger RNA from Helobdella robusta, 345 nucleotides. RefSeq lists its product as hypothetical. Lineage: Eukaryota; Metazoa; Annelida; Clitellata; Rhynchobdellida; Glossiphoniidae. The record is from RefSeq and is a predicted model, not a curated record. The transcript has 3 exons. Bases 1 to 345 code for a protein of 114 amino acids.
AUGCAGCAGUCUCAAGAGAACCAACAGUAUCAAAAGCUGAGGAAAAGUCAAGAGCAAGAAGAAGAGAAUGCACACGGGUACAUUGUUCAUGUGUUAAGACAAAACAGUUACCAAAAGACCCAAGAUUGUUAUAUCAACACUGUCGACAAAACCACGUCCCUUGUGGUAGCCUUUUCAUUUCAACACAUGAACAAUUUUUGCAGUAUGCCACAUAAACUGCAAGGCAAUGCAACCACACAACAAGGAAACUUUCUAUCACGUCAACCGCUUUUUCAACAUUCACAAAUCCAUCUCCUAACUUUAAUGACUCAGAACUCAUUUUCUCAAAUUAGAGUGAUAAAAUAA